GCCGCUCACGCGACCCCUUUUCUCUGCUGCCCACGUGCCUUCAGGUCCGCUUCCCGCGGACUGGCAGUGCCGCGCGGUGCGCGCCCCCGCCUCUGUCCUUCUGUUGUGCGCGCGUGCCUGCGGCUCUAUCUGCCUCAGCUCCAUGCACCAGGCACCGCGUCCAGGGGCCAGCGCGGAGGGGAUUGCACCUGCGCUCCCUAUUGCACAGCCAGGAGCUGGCACUGCCGCCCCCUCCCCGUGUCUGUGCAGUGCAAACAAUGAACCUGCCAGGAGCAGCCUGCCCUGCUGCAUAGAAAGGACCUGGAGACCCUCCUCCUCCAGCAGGGGAGAAGCCAAGAAGACAGGGGUUAAAAUGAAUGAAGAUCUGAAGGUUAAUUUAAGCUGGCUGCCUCAAGAUCAUUUAGAAGCCAGCUCUCCAGAGAAUGCCUCAACUGCAAUCUCGUCCCUGAUUCCUGUCGUAGACCCAGAACCAGAGCUCAUAGUAAACCCCUGGGACAUUGUUUUGUGUACUUCAGGAACCCUUAUCUCCUGUGAAAAUGCCAUUGUGGUCCUUAUCAUUUUCCAAAAUCCUAAUCUUCGUGCCCCCAUGUUCCUUCUGAUAGGCAGCCUGGCACUUGCAGAUCUCUUAGCAGGAAUUGGAUUGAUCAUCAAUUUUAUUUUUGCCUAUCUUCUACAAUCAGAAGCUACAAAACUGGUCACUAUUGGACUGAUUGUUGCCUCUUUCUCUGCAUCUGUCUGCAGCUUGCUGGCUAUUACUGUUGAUCGUUAUCUCUCAUUGUAUUAUGCUUUGACUUAUAAUUCAGAAAGGACUGUCACUUUUACCUAUAUCAUGCUUAUUUUGCUCUGGGGAGCAUCUAUCUGUAUUGGACUGCUGCCUAUAAUGGGCUGGAACUGCCUCAAAGAUGAAUCCACCUGCAGUGUUAUCAGACCGCUCACUAAAAAUAAUGCAGCUAUCCUUUCAGUCUCUUUCUUGCUCAUGUUUGCUCUCAUGCUGCAGCUCUACAUUCAAAUUUGUAAAAUCGUGAUGCGCCAUGCCCAUCAGAUUGCCUUGCAACACCAUUUCCUGGCCACAUCCCAUUAUGUGACCACCCGAAAAGGAGUGUCUACUUUGGCCAUUAUUUUGGGAACCUUUGCUGCUUGUUGGAUUCCUUUUACGCUCUAUUCUUUAAUAGCAGAUUACACUUAUCCUUCAAUAUAUACCUAUGCCACUCUUCUGCCAGCCACCUACAAUUCCAUCAUCAAUCCUGUAAUAUAUGCUUUUAGAAACCAGGAAAUACAAAAAGCAUUUUGGCUCAUCUGCUGUGGCUGUAUCCCCUCUAGCCUGUCUCAAAGAGCAAGAUCACCUAGUGAUGUUUGAUUAGCUAUGAGGACUUUAUUUAGCAUUUUGUUUUUCAGAAAUUCCUGCAACAAUCUUUGGUUAGAUACAUUCCUUAGAUUGUACAUAUCUGAUUCAUAUUCAAGCCACAGGAUUCACUGACCCUUUUGUAAAGAGAAACCCCAUGAACCGAAAUGAACUCAGUGGUUUAAGGAAAAUUUCCAAAAUCAAAAUGAUUAGUGUUCUUUCAAAUUGUAUUGUUGCACAGGUUUUAUGAAAGACUAAACUGAUCAUUCACAUCCACUAUGAUUCUAAGUUAACUUUAUUAGUGAAAAAAGGCAGACUGAAGAGUUAUAGCCUUUUAAAAUAGUUUAUGUGCUUGAGCUCAGUUAUACUGCAUGAUUUUUCUGUUGUCAGAAAUUCUCUCUCUCUUAGCCUUAGUGAAACAGUAAAGAAGACUAUGUCCUUGGUUCUGUUAACAAACUAAAAUGUAUAUCACCAAUUUAAAAUAAUGACCCAAUUACAAUUGAUUCAUUUGGUAUUUAUUGUAAUACUUUCUGGACCAUUAAUUUGCUAAAAUGAAGAAGUACUUGUGCAGGUUUACUAUUUUAUAUCUCAGUAUAAAUUGAUCAUUAUUUUAAAAUGUUACCUAUUUUCUCAUGAGUUCUGGAUAGAUGCUAGAAUAGAAUGUACGUUUCGUCUUUACUACUCCUUUAUUUCUUUUCAAAAAUCAACUAUACAUUUUUUAAAAUAUAGGACAUCAGGGCCUAUUGUAACAUUGAUUUUUAAACAGAAUUCCUCAUUUAAAUUGAUGGGGAGUUCUGCUCAGAAAUCUAUGACACAAUAUGGCCUCUAGGAAUUAUGCAUUGUAAUAGGUGCAGCAUUUUAAGUUUCUUUGACAGAUUAAUAUUUUCAAAAGUGUAUAAGAAAAUAUUUAAUGAAAUAACAUGCUUAAAAUAGUAUAUCUACAGUAAAUGGUUCCCUAAAGUUUGCUAUUGAUACACAAGUGUUAUAUCAUGUUCUCAUUGUUCUGCUCUGGUUUCAGAUUCUGAAGUUUGAAAAUUCUCUGAGCAUGUCAGGUUCAUAAUUGUAUGUAGCCAAAAUGCCUAUGGAACAUAUUUUCUUUUAUUCUAACAAUUUAAUCUUUGAGUCCAUCUCAUGUUAUGAUGCUCAGUACUGUAUGCAUAUCAUUUCACUUCAUUCUAAGAUAAUAUUCCUUGUGUAAAAGGCAAAGCUUCCUUUCAUGAAUGCUUUAAUUUAAGCUGCUUCUGAUCUUUUCCAUGAAGCCACAUUAGAAUCAUUAGAACAAAAAUGUUGUUUUCUAAUAACAAGGUUGUACUGACAUAAGAAAAAGCUUACUGGAAAAAAAACCCUGAUUUUGGAUUUCUUUGUUAAACUUGAGGUAUCUU
Dermochelys coriacea (leatherback sea turtle) is the source of this 2724-nucleotide messenger RNA. RefSeq names its product G protein-coupled receptor 12 (gene GPR12). Gene Ontology annotation, molecular function: G protein-coupled receptor activity. The transcript has 2 exons. Gene Ontology annotation, biological process: G protein-coupled receptor signaling pathway. Gene Ontology annotation, cellular component: membrane. Bases 143 to 1357 code for a protein of 404 amino acids. Lineage: Eukaryota; Metazoa; Chordata; Testudines; Dermochelyidae. The record is from RefSeq and is a predicted model, not a curated record.